AUGGGAAAAGAUAAAAUACAUGUAAACAUUGUAGUUAUAGGACAUGUCGACUCAGGCAAGUCCACCACUUGUGGCCAUCUUAUCUACAAGUGUGGUGGGAUUGACAAAAGAACAAUUGAAAAAUACGAAAAAGAAGCAUCCGAAAUGGGAAGAGGAUCAUUUAAAUAUGCAUGGGUGCUUGACAAGCUUAAAGAUGAAAGAGAGCGUGGGAUUACAAUUGAUAUUUCCUUGUUUAAAUUCCAAACUGACAAGUUUUACUUUGAACUUAAUUACAUUAAAUUUGACUAUAUUAAAAAAUGGCUUAUUUAGGCCAAAAUUUAUUAGUUAUAGGCAUACUAUUAUUGAUGCUCCAGGACAUAGGGAUUUUAUCAAAAAUAUGAUUACAGGCACCACACAAGCUGAUAUUGCUUUACUAGUCAUCGCAGCUGGCAAAGGUGAAUUUGAAGCUGGGUACUCAAAAAAUGGCCAAACAAGAGAGCACGCCUUAUUAGCUUACACCCUUGGAGUCAGACAAAUGAUAGUAGCUGUCAAUAAAAUGGAUGACAGAUCAGUAGAAUGGUCUGCCAUCCGCUAUAAUGAAAUCAAAGACGAAGUAAGCACUUAUCUAAAAAAGGUUGGUUACAACCCUGCUAAAAUUCCAUUUAUCCCUAUUUCAGGAUGGCUCGGUGACAAUAUGAUAGAGCCUUCAGCCAAUAUGCCAUGGUAUGCUGGCCCAACCUUAAUUGGAGCUCUUGACAAUGUAAUUCCUCCAAAAAGACCAUUUGAUAAGCCUCUUAGACUCCCAGUUCAAGAUGUAUAUAAAAUAUCAGGAAUUGGUACAGUCCCGGUUGGCAGAGUUGAAACUGGAGUUUUAACCCCUGGGACUUUCAUUACUUUUGCUCCUUCAGGAAUCCAAACUGAAGUGAAGUCUAUAGAAACGCAUCAUGAAGAACUGCAGAGGGCUGAGCCUGGAGAUAGUAUAGGGUUCAGUAUAAAGAAUGUCGCUUUUAAUUUGAUUAAGAGAGGAUACGUACAAUUGAUGAAGAAAGGAAGAUUUGUCUUAGUUAUAAGGAUUUCUUAGUUUUGUAGUAAAUAAGAUUUAGAAAGUUAUCUGAAGAUUUUUUUGUGAUAAAAUAGAAUAGCUUCUGAUAGCAAUAAUGAUCCUGCUAGGGAAGCCUCUGAUUUUACUGCUCAAGUGAUUAUUAUGAACCAUCCUGGACAAAUAGCGGCUGGCUAUACUCCAGUCCUAGACUGUCACACUUCACAUAUUGCAUGCAGAUUCCAAGAACUAAAGCAAAAAGUCGACAGAAGGUCUGCAGCUGUUUUAGAAGAAGAGCCUAAGUUUCUCAAGACUGGAGACUCCGCCAUUGUAAAUAUGAUACCUACCAAGCCUAUGUGCGUUGAGGCUUUUACUGAAUACCCACCAUUGGGAAGAUUUGCAGUCAGAGAUAUGAGACAAACUGUGGCGGUCGGAGUUAUUCUAUAAUAUAAAACUCUAUUCUUAAUCUCAGCAAUAUAUUUAUUUAAUUCAUUCAUUAAUUACUGUAUAUUAAAUCAGUUAAUAAGCUUCAUCCAGGACAGCUUAGAGCUGCUAUUGGAAAGAAAGGCCAAAAAAAGAAGUAG
This is a messenger RNA of Blepharisma stoltei, 1602 nucleotides long. The record is from the annotation of a GenBank genome assembly. Lineage: Eukaryota; Ciliophora; Heterotrichea; Heterotrichida; Blepharismidae.